Molecule: messenger RNA, 1776 nt
Organism: Rhipicephalus sanguineus (brown dog tick)
Lineage: Eukaryota; Metazoa; Arthropoda; Arachnida; Ixodida; Ixodidae
Exons: 4
Coding region: 121-1575 (484 amino acids)
Source: RefSeq, a predicted model, not a curated record
UUUUAACCGCGAUUUCCAGGCUUUUCUGCCUUUGCAACGCGUUGUUUUGGUCUGACUUCAUGUGCACCGACACCUAGAGAGUAAACAUUGUGGGAGAGUGCAGUCAAACUCAUCGGCGGCAUGGUACUUUACUGCUCCGUGCCACAGUGCUCUACGUACGCGACGGAGCCAGGCGUGAGCUUUCACUUUUACCCCAAAGAAAAAAAACUACGCAACGCAUGGCUUGUAAAGCUUCGAAUGGGCAAGGAACCAAGCUCCUACGCACGUGUGUGCAGCAAGCACUUCCGCGAAGAAGACUUCGUGUACGGAGUGGGUGCGCGAAUGUUCGGGUGGAAAAAGCGCUGCCUUGAAGCCGGAGCUGUGCCGUCGAAGAAUUUACCGGUGCGCCCGUUGGAUCGCCCGGGUACUGAGCGUCGCCAAAUCCGGAAGGAACAGAGUGUUGCAGCAGACGUGCCAUUGGCAACAGUACAUCCCACCCCCAAGCCCCCUGCAGAUACUCUAGACAUCCAGGCACAAUCAUCUGAGUAUGAGAUUCAGCAGAGCUUGGGCACAUCCGCCUUCAGUAACCACGAAGAUGUUAACAAUGAAGAUGGCCUGGAAGAUGUUCCUGCUGCAGCGCUUGCCUUCAGAAGAGAAAUUGGACUUCAAGUUAACACCCUUGAUGCUGAGAGACAUCAACCACUCAGCAUAGCGCGUGUAAAAACUCAAAAAGACCUAAGUGUAAUCACUGGUCUUCCAUGCUACCAGCUAUUUUAUAAUCUUUGUGAUCUGUACACUGACAGCCGCAUGCUUAUGCAGGCAAAAAGCUUUUGCCUAUGCAACGAAGAUGCGGUGCUAAUGACUAUGAUGAAGCUCCACCACAACGUGCCAUUUUCACUAAUUGGGGUACUUUUUGGCAUUCAUCGCACUACAGCAGCAGAUAUAUUCAAAGCAACAAUUGCAACACUAGCAGAAAUACUACAAACCGCAGUAUUCUGGCCAAGCAAAGAGGCGGUUGUCGACAACCUCACCGUCCAUUUUAAGGAAUACCCAAAUGUGCGUGCAGUUUUGGACUGCACGGAAAUCCCACUGCAAAGACCAAAGGAUCUGGAGUCACAGCUACUCACAUACAGCUGGUACAAGGGUACCUAUACAGCUAAGGUAUUAGUCUGUGAAACACCUGGAGGCCAUAUUAGCUUUCUGAGCAAGGCAUAUGGUGGAAGGGCAUCGGAUUCCUUUAUUACAAAGGAAAGUAAAAUUCUUGAGAAGUUUUUGCCUUCUAUAGAUAGUGUAAUGGUUGACAAGGGCUUUCUGAUCGAUGAACUCUGCCUUCAGCACCAUGUAACCAUGGUUCGCCCUCCAUUUUUACGUAAAAAGAAACAGCUUACACAGUGUGAAGCUCAACAAAACCAGAGUAUUGCAGCUGCCCGCGUUCAUGUGGAGCGCGCCAUUCAGCGUAUGAAAGUUUUCAAGAUUCUGUCGGGAAACCUUGGCACUGAGCUUUUCCCGUACAUUGAUGAUAUUUUAACUGUCAUUGCAGGAAUUGUCAAUUUGUCAAAACCGAUUUUCAGUGCUGAGAAGUUCUUGUAUGAGUGAAAUCGCUUUGUGACAUGCCUAAAAGGGGCGUUACAUCCCCAUCAGUGUCAGGGUGCCACCAGUUCACUAGAAAGGCCAGUAAUGCAGCAACAUGUUAUGCAUGCACCGAAAACAGUUUCAGUAUGUUUCGCAUUGCUUCUCAACCAUGCCCAAUAUGCUUUAGAAGAGCCAUAGCUGGGAUAUAAUUUUUCCUGUUUUACU